Messenger RNA from Penicillium expansum, 450 nucleotides. Its product is annotated as YjgH family protein. The coding region runs from base 1 to 450 and encodes 149 amino acids. The transcript has a single exon. NCBI's taxonomy places the organism in Eukaryota, Fungi, Ascomycota, Eurotiomycetes, Eurotiales, Aspergillaceae. The record is from RefSeq and is a predicted model, not a curated record.
AUGGCUUCUGCGCCAACGAAAACCUGCUUCUCCACAUCAUCCCCAUAUGAAGAAAAGAUUGGCUACUACCGCGCCAUCCGCCAUGGCAAUCAGAUCUUCGUUUCCGGAACUACAGCGGUUGACCCUUGUUCUCCUAUCAAUGCCCCGCGAAUUCUUCACCCGGAAGACGCCAAACAACAGACAUGUGUUGCUCUGAAGGAAAGUAUUCGAGCCAUCCAAGGUCUUGGUGGUAGGGGAGCGGAGGAUAUAAUUCGCGUCAAAAUGUUUGUGAGUCGCCACGAGGACUGUGAGGCUGUGGGACUAGGAUUUAGUGAGAUAUUGGGCAAGCAUAAUCGUGGUGGAGGUGGUAUCAUAGGAGCUGCCGCAACAAUGAUUGUGGUUAAUGGCGGUUUUAUAAAUAAGGGGAUGCUUGUUGAGGUUGAAGUUGAUGCUAUUGUGGAGCAUAGUUGA